Molecule: messenger RNA, 934 nt
Organism: Manihot esculenta (cassava)
Lineage: Eukaryota; Viridiplantae; Streptophyta; Magnoliopsida; Malpighiales; Euphorbiaceae
Exons: 3
Coding region: 41-634 (197 amino acids)
Source: RefSeq, a predicted model, not a curated record
CUAUCAUUCCACAGUUUGUAGUUUAUACUCACUCUUCCUAAUGGCACGAUUUCUCUCCCGGGCCCUACUCCGCCACUGCAACCUUUCCUCUACUCUUCCGAUCAAAUACCCACCGCUCGUCCCUCUCUCCUUCUACCAUCGACACCGCUCCUCCAAGCCCCAACUUACUGAACUCGACCUAGCUUCGUUAUCAUCAUCGAAAGGAUCCUCCUCCUCCUCUAACUCCGCUUCCUCGUCAUCAUCGGACGGUGGUGAUGACGAUGACGAGGAGAUGUUGAUGAUGCAAAAACUGGAGGACAUGAUCCACCAAGUGAUGCUGAAGAAAUCUACUCCCGAUUGGCUACCAUUCCUUCCCGGCUCUUCAUUCUGGGUCGCACCAAAAAACCGACCGUUGAGGUUAGGUGAAUUGGUUGUAAAAUUGUUUGAUCAGCUCAACCAUGAAGAGUCUCUCUCUCUCACUACUUCUCGCGGCUGGCCCUGCUCUGCCUUUUUAAUUCCUGAUAGUGAAUCUGGAAAGGCUUUGGAAUUUAAGGUGGGGGAGAUGGAGGUGAAGGUGGAAAUAGAAGAGCAGGUCAAUGGGGAAGAGAAAGUGCAGUGUGUGGAAGAUUCAGAUUCAAACGACCAGAAAGGAUGAGAUUCAUUUUUCAUGACAGAACUGGUUUCUCUGGGAUUUGCAGGGGGGCAAGUUCAAAUGUUGAGAGAAGAAAAAAAAGUGCAGAUGACAGGUCAGUGAAUAAGAUCAGAUGUGCAACAGAUGCAGUUCUGGAAGAGAAAUUAUCUAGGUUUGCUUUUGUGGUUGUCAUCUCUCACUGCUAAAGUAAAUGCAGUUACAAUCCUUUAACAGUUUUAGUGUAGUUUACAUAGUGUAUAUCUAUAGAACACACGUGUCUUGACUUAUGAAUCUGCAACUUAAUUUAUGAAUUUAGAUUCCAUA